AUGUCCGAGACUCGGUCCGCUAAGCCCGUCCGGCUGCGCCUCGCUUGCGACGCUUGUACAACAGCCAAAGUCCGCUGCAGCAGGACUCACCCCUGCGAGCGCUGCGAGGACAACGGGCAGGCCAAGGAGUGCUGCUACAGUGCUUCACGACGACACGGCAAGCGGGCGCGACAGAGGAAGAGUGCGCAAGAUAGUGGCGGUCUUACGACGCAGUUUACGAAUGCGUGGGAGGACUACAGUACAUACUCGACUGGCAAUCUCGAGAUGCUUGAUAGUUGGGCAUCGCGCACUGUCGACUUUGACGAUGGGAAUGGUAUAUCUUGGGUUGAUCCGUGGAGAUCGCUGGGUUUUGUGUCGGAUACUACAGCGUCGCAGUCGAGUGGUAUGGUAUCACCUGAUUUGAGCUUAUCGACUGAGCCGACAUUGUCGAUCAAGGCGUCGGACCCAACAGCUAUGCACUCUCACGAUUGCGAGGCUCUUGCUCUCAAAGUGUUGAGAUCACUGCACUGCAACACAAACACAGACCAAAAGUCCUCCCCCAUUCCUCAAAAACAAACCUGCUCAACACCGUCUAUUGACACAGUCUUAUCCGUCAAUAAAGCCGCUCUCACAAAUCUCAUCCCCCUUCUCAAAUGCCACUGCGCACGAAACCCCCAUAUCGCAAUGCUACACAGCGCAAUUUUAUCAAAGGUUAUUUUCUGGUACAGAGUUGCAGUCACAGCACGGUAUCACACCGACGGAGUGGAACUACGACCUAUGAAGAUCCAGCUUGGGAUGUUGGAUCUUGAUGAUGAGGAUCAAGCUACACUGCAACGGACUGUGGUUUUGAGAGAGCUGAGAAAGGCGGAGAAGGUCAUGCAGACAUUUGAUUCUUUUGCUGGAGGGGAUGAUGGCGGUUUGAAUUGGCAUGUUGUUGCUGUGAGGAAUAUGAGGGAGGAGUUGCAGGGAAUUAUUCAGAAGAUUAAGAAAGGUCAAGGAGAGAUGAUGUGAACAUUUUGGUUCGUUCUUUGCAUCGUGUAAACUGUAUAUAAAAGGCUGGGUUGUUUGAUUUACGUCAUUCCUUUGAGGUUCCAAGGAGGUCAUUAGAUAUGUAGCACAGAAACUUGGUAAUCACACUGUAACUAUCACUUACAUUGAAUACGACUGCAAC
Messenger RNA from Fusarium verticillioides 7600, 1150 nucleotides. RefSeq lists its product as hypothetical. The transcript has a single exon. Gene Ontology annotation, molecular function: DNA-binding transcription factor activity, RNA polymerase II-specific; zinc ion binding; DNA binding. Gene Ontology annotation, cellular component: nucleus. NCBI's taxonomy places the organism in Eukaryota, Fungi, Ascomycota, Sordariomycetes, Hypocreales, Nectriaceae. The coding region runs from base 1 to 990 and encodes 329 amino acids. Gene Ontology annotation, biological process: aflatoxin biosynthetic process; regulation of DNA-templated transcription. The record is from RefSeq and is a predicted model, not a curated record.